Molecule: messenger RNA, 3159 nt
Organism: Tachyglossus aculeatus (Australian echidna)
Lineage: Eukaryota; Metazoa; Chordata; Mammalia; Monotremata; Tachyglossidae
Gene: PARP8
Product: poly(ADP-ribose) polymerase family member 8
Exons: 26
Coding region: 1-2571 (856 amino acids)
Biological process (GO): endoplasmic reticulum unfolded protein response
Cellular component (GO): nuclear envelope; endoplasmic reticulum tubular network; membrane
Molecular function (GO): kinase binding; protein serine/threonine kinase activator activity; NAD+ poly-ADP-ribosyltransferase activity
Source: RefSeq, a predicted model, not a curated record
AUGGGGAUGUGUUCGCGCCAAGAGCGGAUUCAGAAGGACGUCGACGUGGUGAUCCACAAGUCCAAGGCGGACAGGGACGGCCUGUUCGCAGAUUUCCGAUACUCAGACUCCACCUUUACCUUCACCUACGUCGGAGGCCCCAAAAGUGUGUCCUAUGCAGUACAUGUAUCUGAGGAUUACCCAGAUAAUACGUAUGUGUCCAGUUCAGAUAAUGAUGAAGAUGUAUUAGUGACCACAGAGCCAAUUCCAGUAAUUUUCCAUCGAAUUGCAACAGAACUAAGAAAAACAAAUGACAUCACCUGUUGUUUAUCUAUUAAAUCAAAAUUGCAGAAGGAAAAUGGAGAAGAGUCAAGACAAAAUAGUACUGUGGAAGAAGAUUCUGAAGGAGAUAAUGACUCAGAAGAAUUUUAUUAUGGCGGGCAGGUAAACUACGAUGGAGAACUUCACAAGCACCCUCAGCUGGAAGCAGAUUUAAUGGCGGUGAGAGCGCUUUAUGGGAUCCAGGCAGUUUCACUCAGGGAAUACGGAGCUAUUGACGAUGUAGAUAUCGACCUGCAUAUUGAUGUUAGCUUUCUUGAUGAGGAGAUCGCCGUGGCUUGGGAUGUGAUUCGUACAGAGCCUAUAAUUGUCCGUCUGCACUGUUCACUUACGCAGUACUUAAACGGACCAGUGCCCACUGUUGACGUGUUUCAGAUUUCCACAAAGGAAAGAUUUGGAUUGGGACACCAGCUGAAAAAAAUUAUGCAGACCUUUGUUACACAGCAGUGGAAGCAGAGCAAAGAGAAAUCCAAUUGUUUGCACAACAAGAAACUGUCUGAGAAGAAGGUGAAAUCCCCUCUGCACAUAUUUUCUACCUUGCGCAGGUCGCCAAGUUAUCCCCCUCCGGGUUGCGGUAAAAACAAACCCAAACUAAAAUCGGAUCCAGAUGGCAUCUCCAAAACGCAGAAGUUGCUGCGGAGGACAUGUUCCAGCACGGUCAAGGCCGAGGACAUCUGCGUUGCCAAGUCCCACCGAGCGCUGGGCCGGUCCCUGUCCGGUGAUCCGCGGACCGAGCCGGCCCCGGCCAUGAAACCCCACCGGCUGCUCAGUCGUGCCUGCCCGGCUACGGGUGGCAAGCAGGAGGAGUGCGUCGCUGUAAAGUCGCAUAAACCAUUGACUCGAUCGUGUUCCGGGGACCCCCGGUGUGAGCACAGCAGCACCUUGAAACCCCAGAAACUCUUAAGCAGGUCUUAUUCGAGUAAUCUGAGGGUGGAGGAGCUCGACGGAUUGAAGAACCACAAAUUGCUCAGCAAGACGUAUUCCAGUGCUCCCAAGUCGUCCAAGACAGAGCUCUUCAAAGAGGCCAUUGUAGAAGGCAGGAGGCUCUCCCUUACCUCAGGUCUGAUUGGCAUCCUAACUCCGUCGUCGUCCUCAUCACCUCAGACAACUCUAAAUUAUGGUGCAAAAUGCAUUCCAAUCCGAGACCGAGGAUUCUUGGUUCAGACCAUAGAGUUUGCUGAGCAACGGAUACCUGUUUUGAAUGAAUAUUGUGUCGUUUGUGAUGAGCCUCAUGUGUUUCAAAAUGGCCCCAUGCUUCGGCCUACCGUGUGUGAACGGGAGCUGUGUGUAUUUGCAUUCCAAACUCUUGGAGUGAUGAAUGAAGCUGCAGAUGAGAUUGCCACUGGAGCUCAGGUGGUGGAUUUACUAGUUUCUAUGUGCCGGUCUGCAUUGGAAUCUCCUAGAAAAGUCGUCAUUUUUGAGCCAUAUCCCUCUGUAGUAGAUCCUACUGAUCCCCAGAUGUUGGCCUUCAAUCCUAGGAAGAAGAACUAUGACCGAGUGAUGAAAGCCUUGGAUAGUAUUACUUCCAUUAGAGAAAUGACACAGGCACCAUAUCUGGAAAUCAAGAAGCAGAUGGAUAAACAGGAUCCCCUUGCUCACCCUCUAUUGCAAUGGGUUAUUUCAAGUAAUAGGUCGCAUAUUGUGAAACUCCCUGUUCACAGGCAAUUGAAAUUUAUGCACACUCCCCAUCAAUUCCUUCUUCUCAGCAGUCCACCAGCCAAAGAAUCCAAUUUUAGAGCUGCGAAAAAACUCUUUGGAAGUACCUUUGCAUUUCAUGGCUCCCACAUCGAAAACUGGCACUCCAUCCUGAGAAAUGGCUUAGUUGUUGCUUCCAAUACAAGACUGCAGCUCCAUGGUGCAAUGUAUGGAAGUGGAAUAUAUCUUAGUCCAUUGUCUAGCAUAUCAUUUGGUUACUCAGGGAUGAAUAAGAAGCAGCAGAAGGUAUCAGCUAAGGAUGAACCUGCUUCAAACAGUAAAGGCGGUAAUGCAUUACAGUUACAGAAGAAAGGACAGCAGUCUCAGUUCUUGCAAAGCAGAAACUUAAAAUGCAUCGCCUUAUGUGAAGUGAUAACCUCACAAGAUCUGCACAAACAUGGGGAGAUAUGGGUUGUUCCAAACACUGAUCAUGUCUGUACAAGGUUCUUCUUUGUGUAUGAAGAUGGCCAAGUGGGAGACGCAAAUAUUAAUACCCAAGAAGGAAGCAUCCAUAAGGAGAUUCUUCGUGUCAUUGGUAAUCAAACGGCUACUGGUUAAAGGACCGCACUUAGUUAAUUAACAGGAUUUGAAGUCCUUCCUCGGUGUCAAAGCUGGAUUUUGAGCUGAAGAAGAUGUGAAACGUAAUUUAUUGUUACUAUAAACAAAGCAAACCCUUUGAAUAGUUAUUUUUUCUUAGUAUUUCUAAAUGCCUUAUUGAAAUACCUAAAAGGUUACAAAAUUUGCCAAUUGUAGGGGUAUGGAAUCUCAUAAUAAAAUACAACAGCACUUAAACAAGAGUUUGGGUUGCUCAAAAUAAACAGAUUUAAAAAGCAGUUUUGUGCCGAUAUUUUUAUAUCAAAUUAUUUAAUUAGACAUUUUGGUAUUGUGUAGCCGGCAUUGUGAUUUUAAGUUAACCAACAGGAGUAUCAAAAGAGAAGAUUUUAUAGCAGAUCCUACUUUCAGUAGGAUAAUUUGCAAUAAGAAAAAUGCACAUUCUGAUGUACUAUAUCCAUUGCAUAGCCCAUUGGAAUGUCUAAGGUAUUGACACCUAUCCUAAUUGCUAUUUGCCUUAUACAAAUACAAUUAGGAUUUAGAAUAGGAUCCUUACUGAAAAGUAGGUAUCUUUUGGGUUUGUGAACUUAAAAU